Molecule: messenger RNA, 966 nt
Organism: Brassica napus (rape)
Lineage: Eukaryota; Viridiplantae; Streptophyta; Magnoliopsida; Brassicales; Brassicaceae
Product: ferredoxin, root R-B2
Exons: 2
Coding region: 290-760 (156 amino acids)
Biological process (GO): electron transport chain
Cellular component (GO): plastid
Molecular function (GO): electron transfer activity; 2 iron, 2 sulfur cluster binding
Source: RefSeq, a predicted model, not a curated record
AUAGUUUGUUAUUUUUUUUGGUUGUGUUCGCUGUGGGGACAUAAAAAAAUCUUUGUUGCGAUGUUGACUGAUUUGAUAUUGAGAUGAUGCUAAAAUCGAACUUAUUGUUUUCAAUACUUGGUGCAAAAUAUAAAUUCAAAAUCGGUGGAAAUUGAACAUUCAAGCGAUUCAUUUAACUUUGUCAUGAUUACUGAUUCAUUAAUCAUUUACUAAUUAGUCUUUGGAGCAUCAAGCUUGCAUCUUCUCAUUACGCUCCAUAUAACUUGUGCAGACGCAGUUGCAUACACAAAUGGCGACUUUUCAAAUCUCUUCCACUAGCAUGACCACCAAGGCGGUUCUCAGAACCCAGCCGACCAACAAGCUCAUCGCUAACAAUAGCCCACAAGUCUCCGUUGGAUCCGUCAAGAAAGUCUCGAGAUCCUUUGGCUUGAAAUGCUCAGCCAAUUCAGGUGCCACCAUGAUGUCAGCCGUGUACAAGGUCAAGCUCAUAGGACCAGAAGGCGAAGAACACGAGUUCGACGUUCAGGACGACCAGUUCAUAUUGGACGCAGCUGAAGAGGCGGGAGUGGACUUGCCUUACUCUUGCAGAGCCGGAGCGUGUUCCACCUGCGCCGGUCAGAUCGUGAAAGGACAAGUUGAUCAGUCUGAGGGAUCGUUUCUUGAGGAUGAUCACUUGGAGAAAGGUUUUGUCUUGACUUGUGUGGCUUACCCGCAGUCAGACUGUGUGAUCCAUACCCACAAAGAAACUGAACUCUUCUAAAGACCGUUCUCGUUUGGUGGUAGUGAUGCAAAUUGUUAUUUGAGUUAUUAUUAUUAUUGUUAUCAGUUUCCUUCCACGGAUUUGUGUGUUUAAAGGUAUGCUUUUGUAUGAAAACGUCUCAGGAUAUGCCUUUUUAGUGUUCAUCAGUCUGUCUUCGCCGGGUUGCAACUGGUUAAUAAAAUUGUUAAAUGUCAUUUAGUCGAUCA